Molecule: messenger RNA, 16437 nt
Organism: Columba livia (rock pigeon)
Lineage: Eukaryota; Metazoa; Chordata; Aves; Columbiformes; Columbidae
Product: KIAA1958 ortholog
Exons: 3
Coding region: 250-2451 (733 amino acids)
Source: RefSeq, a predicted model, not a curated record
AAGAGGAAGAGGGCGGAGGGAGCAGAGCAGCCCCCCCUCCCCAGCCCCCGAGCAAUAUCAGAGUAAUCCCCCCCAUGCAAUACAGGCGAUAUUGCACAGCCUCCCCACCCCACGCGCCCACCGACAGGCACCUGCAGGUGAGCAGCAAACAUGACCCUGGCAACACGCGACCAUGAGUGCCAGAACCCUGUGAUCUGAACCGCGUCUUCAGCCAAGUUCCUCACGGCGAGGCUCUGUUGAUCCUGUACCAUGGAGGACUGCCUUCACACCUCCUCGGAAAACCUCUCCAAGCUGGUGAGCUGGGCCCACAGCCACGGGACCAUCUGCAGCCUCAUCCCCAACCUCAAGCAUCUGCUCUCCGAGGGGGCCCAUGGCAACCUGACCGCCAUGUGGGGCUGCAGUGCGGGCCAUGCCUACCACUGGCCCCUGGCUGCCACGUGCCGGGCUGGCUCCCAGGAGCGUGUCUGCUUCCAGGACAGCCGCAGCUUCAACUCCGACAGCCCCAGCAUGCUGGGGGUGCCCUCAGAGGCGCAGGCCAGCCCCCUGCAGCGCUACCCAGGCCAGCCGGGGAAGGCCAAGCUGGACUGCACCCGCACCCGCGACUCCUGCGACUUCUCCUACUGCAGCGAGCCCUCAGAGCUGGGCGAGCCCGUGGAGGAGUACGAGGAUGAGGCCACCCUGUUUGACAUGGUCUGCGAGUCUUCUGUCACCGACGAGGACAGCGACUUCGAGCCGCACACCCACCGGGCCCCUGCCGGCCCUCGCAAGCGGCCGGCCGCCAGCCUGCCCACCGCCGCCCAGGCACAGCCUGCUGAUGAGGGCGGUGGCGAGGUGCUCCUCAAGAAGAUCAAGCAGGAGCUCCCCGAGGACUACUACAUAGUGGCCAACGCCGAGCUGACCGCCGGUGCCGACGGGCCGGCCCUUGCCCUGACGCAGAUGUCCAAGCCCAAGCCGCAGGCCCAGGCCGGGCCCUCCUGCCUGGGCACCACCCGGGCGCUGCCUCAGCCAGCUGCUGGCCCCGACCCUGAGCCCCAGCGCCUCUCCUCCUCGCCCCCUGGCCUGCCCCGGCUGGCCACGCAGAGGCUGCCCCGCGGGCCCCUGGCCUCCCCAGCACGGGGGGCAGGUGGCGGACCCGUGGCUGCCCUACAGGUGCCAGCCACCAGCUCCAACGCCACCACCACCGCCGGGAAACCCAUCAGCAUCCCCCUGUCAGCCCUGCAGCUGCCCGGGCAAGAGGAGCUGCCAGCCACCGAGGAGAGCGUCCCGCCCGCCCCGCCGCUGGCCCUGGGCGGCGAGGCAGCCAGCUCGCCCGCGGUGAGCGCCGAGCCGGAGGUCAGCUCCAGCCAGCAGCAGCCCCACGCCGUCCCCACCACCAACCCUGAGGCAGCAGCACAGUCUAUGCCAGACCAGGAUGAGAGAGCGGCAGAGCUCAGCAGGGAGCAGAACGAGAAGACCAUUCGCAGCACACAGACGGCGCUCCGCAAUUUCCGAGAGUUCCUCAUCUCCAAGUACCCCUCUGAGACCCGGGAGAUCUACGUCAUCCCUUGCAAAGAGCUUGAUGCCUACCUUGCUUCCUUCUUUGUGGAUGCCAGACAAAAAGAUGGGUCUGAAUACGAGCCAAACAGUCUGGCCAAUUAUCAGUGUGGUCUGGAGCGGUAUCUCAAAGAGCACAGGUAUGGAUACAGUAUUACAAGGGAUAAAGAAUUCAAGAGGUCCCAGGAAGCUCUAAAGCAAAAGCAGAUAGAGCUGAGGUGUAAAGGGAAAGGAAACAAGCCCCACAAAUCCAUGAAGCUCACCUUUGCCGAUGAGCUAAUCCUGCGCAAAAGAGGCUUGUUGAGCCGGUACAACCCCGAAGGGCUGCUGAACCUCGUCUGGUUAAACAACACGAAAGCGUUUGGGCACUGCACAGGUUUCCACGGGUCCACCCUCAAGUGGGGAGACAUCCGCCUGCGGGUGACAGAGACCGGGUUGGAGUACCUGGAGUGGAUGGGUCCAGACAACGGAGAUGUCAAUGCCAAGAGCAAGAGGGGUGGGACGGACUCCCGGGUGUACGCCACCCAGCACUCCCCACAGACCUGCCCCGUGCAAGACUACAAGGAGUAUGCGCAGAGGCGGCCUCCGGCCAUGCGCUACGAGGACGCGCCUUUCUACCUGUCCAUCAAACCCGUCGUCAACUUGGCUGCGCUUCACUGGUACAACUGCCAAGCCCUGGGGAAGAACAAGCUUGCCAAGAUGGUAAAGACAAUGUGCGAGAAAGGCAACAUCCCUGGCAGGAAGACCAACUUCAGCGUCUACCAGAGCUGUAGCACGCUCUCAGAAGCGCAGAGCAACCAGCUGGUGCUGAUCUGCAAUAACUUGAGCCAGCAGGCUGCCCAGUCCAUGGCGAGCCACUCCAAUACUGGCAACUUCAUAGUGUCAGCAUCCUAUGACUCUUCCUCUGACACAGCUUGAAAGAGGGAUGUCACCUGAACACUUUUUUUUUUCUUUUUCUUUUUGUUUCAAGCAUUGAAUUUGUGCCCAAUAAUACACAUCAACUGUGAUUGUACACUAUUCCCCCAUAGCCCUCUCUCCAGUAUUAAUUCACUUUAUAAAAAUAUAUAAAUAUAUAAUAUAUUUUUCUUUUUACAAAUAAGUCAAUAGAAAUAGUUUAGUAUUACUAACAUAGUAUUUAUAGUGUUAAUACAAAAAUGAGAGGUACUUAUGGGUUAUAAUAUAAAUGCAGAUUUUAAAAGGACAAAAAUGGUUCUCAGGCAACACAAGAUAGACUGGAAAUACCAUUUUUAACAUGCACACAUCAGUGACUGUAAACCCCCAGGGAGGCUUACGUAGCAAUUCUAUUUUAAAGCAUAUUUCAAUUUCUUAUUUUACUAUGACCUCCCAGAGUGGAGGAGACAAACUUAUCACUGGCUGCUGCUUCUUACUUGCUGGCCUAUUCUCGAUCAGCAAGACCUAGAAAUAAGAGAUACAUCAAUGUAAGUUCAUAAAACCAUUUACAACAGUUUUUGUCUGGGAUUUUUUUGGUUUGUUUGUUUCCCGAGGCUCAUUUGUGCCAGAUAGGAAAAAAAAUUCCUGUAGUCAGCUAAAGGCUAUUUUUAACUUGUGUUUUUUUUGAUGAUUUUCUGUGAUCAAAAUGUUGCUGGUCUUUAGACUAAAAAGUAUUGUUUUCAACAAUAUGCAAGAGUAUAAUGGCAAAACCACUGUCAUAUACAUAAUUUUAACUGUUUAAGCACAGGUUGUUAGUAUUUUGUCACUUUGUAUACUUAAUGUAAAAUCUACUGACUUAGACCCACUCUUUCAGUAUUCUGCGGAAUGCAACAGUGCAGAAAAAUCCACAAUAAUAUCCCAAACUAUACAGAAAAAAUGUAUCAAAUAUGUCUUAAGCCAUCAUUUGAAAUUCACAAAAAGGAUAUCAUGGAGAUAGUAAUGAUAAUUUUGUAUUUACUACAGAAAAUGGAGAAGCUGUGUAGUUUUAAGUGCUGGAAAACAAAGUCAGCUACACAUAAUCUAUUUCCAUUGCAGACAAUGGACAACGUGCAUGAGAGUCUGAAGGCAGAAUUUGGUCCUUAAAGCCUUAAAAUAAUGAGUGCUACUGUUCCAGCAUUUGACUUUGUAGUGUAAUUAUUAUUCUCCUCUAAGUACACGGAAAACACUAACAAAUUCAGUAUUUCAUUGAACGAUUAUAGUUCUUGACCUUUAAAAUGAUGUAGAGUACUUCUCAAGUAAUUCAGCUUAGUUUAUGUUCCACUAGGACCUCUUAGGGCUGUGAUGAGGCUUUAGACAAGUCCACUGGGGUGAUCUAGUGCCCGUUGAAGUCAAUGAAGGAGUCAACCUCAACUGACUUCCCAUGGGUGUUGGAUCAAACUGUUACUGAGGGCAUUUUUUGUUUGGUUGGUUGGUUUUGUGGUGGUUGUGUUUCUUUAUGCUUGUUUGUCUUUAUUCCUCGGCAUUCCUGCACAUCCUUCAUAUUCUUUAGAUCUGCAACUGUGCAGUGACUUUAAUCACCACUAAUUGCAAAUAAAGGGUAAAAAAAAGGUAGCACACAGAAGUAAAAAACAACCCAACUGGUGGCAUUUAAAACCUGUUUUCUGUGUUGCUAGGACGAAAUGUUCCUGUGUGCGAGGGAGGUGACAGAAUGCCCGCACCUCACUCAAGCCUUAUUGAAGGUCUCUGUAGGGGAUGUGGUAGGUAGGAGAUGUGCCACUGGAAGGUCUGAGAGCAGAGAUUUUACACUAUAACAAACAUCUGUCCUUCCAUGAAGCUUUGUGCAGGUGACAGCACCUGGUUCUGAUCUCUUUGGGGUCUGCACGUGGCAAGGCUGGUACAAAGCCUGGCUCUCCUGUGUGCCGGCUGUCCCGGGGUCCUGUGUGCUGUGGCAGUGUAACCACACCAAAUCUGCCACCUCCAGGUUGCUGCCUGCUGCGUCUUGGGGCUGUAGGGUUGGCGGUGGAGCAGUGGGCACAGAUGGCAGAGUUGAUACUUCUGUGACUUGGUUUUGGGGCUUGAAACAAAAUUGUGGCCACUGUGGAAGUGAGUACAAGCUGUGCCUGUGACUUUCAGCGCCACGGCAAAUCUGACUUGUAGGUGAAGGUGAGGGAAGCGUGUAAAGUCUUGGGGUAGAGCCAGCAAGACAGCUGUCCAGCUUCCAGAUAAGACCAGCCAUCUGAUUGCUGGUAGCACAGCAGUGCUUUUAGUGAUGCAGUUAAAAAUAGUUUUGCAAAGCCAGUGCUGGUUUCUGUGGGAUUUCUCUGCUGUUUCCCACUGAGGACUCAAGCAGCUGCUCUUAGUAAUUGCUAGGGAGUAGGGGGGUCCCAUGCCAAGGAGUUCCCUAGGGGUGCCAGCUGAGAGCUCAGCCAUGGAGACAAUCUCCAAAAAUGUCCACGAUCUCUGUUCCUCCCCAUUGGCACUGAUCUCAGCACUUCCAGUGGCAGCAAUUGCAGGAUCUGACCUGCCUCCCCACUUUGCCUUUUCCCAUGCUGCAACACCAGGCUGGCUAUGAGCUGGCCUUUGUGGGGCAGCAGAUCUCUUCCCACCUCUCCUCCUCUGCCCAACUACCCCUCUUUGCUGGAAGAGCAGCCUUGACCUUGUAGGGGAAAGAAGCCACUCCGUGGGUGGCUGUCUUGUGUCUCUCCUCAAGCCUCGCAAGGCAGGAAACCAGACCUUUUAACCAAAUUGCUAUUAUCAGGCUCAGAGCUUGGCAAUGGUUCACAUCUUCUGUGGGUAUGCCUUAGGCGUGUUGCUUCAGAGCGGGCCAUUUUGUGUGGGUUAUUUAGUGUCUAAUUUCACAAUUAUUCUUGUCUCCGAGGAGGCAUAUCACUGUCUGCGGAUGUGCUGUGCUGUAAGCAGGUCUCUGAAGUUCUGCUUCGCAUCAGUGCUGUAGUGCAGCCCCAACACAGACCUGGGCUCUGUCAUCAGGAGCAAAAAAUGCUUAGACUGACCCAGAAGAAGGGCUGGCACUCUGGGGUUUUAUGCUGGGAAGUCAUAAAAAGAAUUUCCCAUGAUUUCUUGAUUCCACAUACUGUCUGAGCUGUUGUUUACAGCAGUAUUGGGAUGGUUUGUGCUCAUGUCCAGCCCGUGUGCUGGGUGAGGCAACAUCUGAUAGCCCUGGCUUAGCAGGACACAUCUGCAACUUUUGCUUGUCUGGUUGGGGGAUAAGCUGUGGAGUAUGUGUGCUUACUGUGACAGCCUCACUAUUACAGGGGUGGUUUUGUUCUGCUUUGUGAUAUCUCUAGUAACUCCAGCUUCCAGUUGGUGCUGAUGGCAGAUUGCCUGGUAAAUUCUGACAGGGCAGCCCCAAAUAGACUACUAUGUUGAAUCAGUUAAACACAUAUGGCAAAAAUAUGAUACCCAAUUAGUGUCAUACUCCAGAAAUAAAUUUAUUGGUCAUGAAGGGCAUUUAGCACAACAUAUUACUCACUCUUCAUGUGUGGACAGUUGCAAGGAAUUCAGUGACCACAGCUUAAUGAAUUACCAUUUGUAUUAAGGCCCUGGGAGGCUUGUGAACAAACUGGGAGGGACAUUUCUGAUUUAAACCACUCUCGUGGUUUUGUCUCUUGCUGGUGGGAGAGUAAAUGUCCCAGUGACUGUGGCUCAGCUGACAGGUGACAACUCAGUUGCUUGUAAUUAUCUCCCAAGUACUCCCAGACACUUUUGAGAGUGUCAGACCUGCUCCACCAGCGAGUUGCAAGCUCAUCGCAGUGCUAAGACACGCCAGUGUGGCCAGGGGCUAGUGCUGCUUAGUCAUACAAGCCUUCCUCUCUGCCUAAGCAAAGGAUUGGCAUCUCCUAGCACAGCUCUUCAUACUGAGUACCUUCUACCAUGAAGUCAAAAGGGCAGCGGGCAAAAGACGGUACUGCUCCCGUCCAGCAUAGCCUGUUAGCGUGUGGGGUGGCUCUGUGAGGCAGGGUGGGUGGCUGACGGUGCUCCUGACCGCAUCAUGCUCCCAUGGAAAAUCUGAGCUUUUGCUCCAUGGGACAGAAUUUGAUUUCUGUAAGGUGGGGGUAGCCAGCUCCAAAGUGGGGCUCACUUUUCUCCUUUUUCCCUUCCUUUUUUCCUCCCAUUCACUUUUCUUCGAUGGUCCAACGUGUUGGACCUCUUCAGUGAGUCAUUUCAACUCACUAACCCAGCAGAAAAUGCAGUAGAGAAAACGGGAAUUCAGAUAAUUUUCUGCCACAUUACCAGGUUGAAUCUGGUCACAAAUCGGAGUGCAGAGACAGUGUGGGAGGCAGAGGAAGGUUCUUACUUGCCAGUAUCACAGAGUCAUUAGCCUGGCUCCCCUACUGCAGCCUUGGAAAACCAUCACAAGGGUAAUGCAGACUAAGACCCUUCUGAAUCAUCCACAGACAUACCACUUGCCCUCAGAACCAUCUCCCAGCUUUUGGGAGAUCUCAGUGCUACCAAGAGCAAAUUUUGGCCUUGAACUUAAGAAGAAGGCAGAGUGCCAAUGCACAGGCCUGCACACAGUGUGAAGGAGUCUCCUCCAAUGUUAGCACAGGCUUUGCCACGUGGCCUUCUCAUGACACCAAACCAAGAGUCAGACAUGGGGAUUAUUCAGGGAGGUCACUGGGCUGAUCUGGAUGCGGCUGUGCAUGAUGCGCACACUUGGAUCUGUUUGUGUGAUUGCACAUUUCGCUGGGCAGAGCUGUGGGCACUUGGAUGGCUUGAGUUCUGUUUUAUCAGUCACUCAUGCAUGUAUUUAUGAUAUUGUGGGUUUGCACAAUGUACAUGUAUUCAUGCAGGUAGUUGGAACUGAAGUCUUUAAUAUAUGGGUGUUGCAAACUGCCUGUUUAAUUUUCAAAUAUGUAUUUAUGCAACAAAAUGUGAUUUUAAGUGCAGGAGAAUAAAAUGCUGUUGUGAACUACAUUGUAGACUAAAUUACAAAGGAUGUCUAAAACAAUAGCACGUAGCUUGUUUAUUUGCAUAGUGCAAUAAUUCUAUGAUAGUGGCAUCCAGGCUAUUGACAUAUGGGACAAUCUAAUAAUGUAAACAGCAUCCCUGCUGCACAUUCUCCUUCAUGAAGAAUAUCAACGCUUUUAAGCUAAUUUGUGUUUUUGUUUUUGGAAGCUGCUGUGCACCCAUAUUCCAUCUACUACGUAGCUUCCCUCUCAGAAAGCUGUGUAGAGAAUAAGAUGCAAACAUGUUGUGCUGCUGUGUGUGCUUGUUUCAGAUGUUUGUGACCAGAUCUUGUUUUGCUGUUUGCGCAAGUGAUGUGGGGUGGGAAAAUGGGGAUCAGGAAGAGCAGGUGUUUUGUCAUUCUAGAACCUGGGCUGUCCUAAGGACCAAAAACAGCCUUAAAGGAAACUGAUAUUCGUGUUGCACUACAUUUCCUCCCUAUUUAGCUCAUUUUUACCCUUUCUUGUCACCGUGUCUGUGUACAUCCCAUAAGUGCAUUGACUGACCUGACUAGCACAUGUGGUGCAUGGGCUGAUCAUUCCUCCUGACGAUAAGCUGCAAGUGACUGUGACUGACCCUCUGGUCUUCCCCACCCCUGACACCCUUGCUUCUCCCACAGUCCUCGAUCCUCUAAUAUUCCCCCCUCCUGCCAUCUGCACCCAGGGGACUGCUUUGUGCAGGGCAGCUCUUGGCUGUGAGCUCCCUCCCUGCCUGUCAAGUGACCUUGUGCUUUGGGGAUAACGUGCUCAGGGCGGACUGCCUCGUGUUGGGCACAUGGGGUUUGGGGAUUACCGCACAUGAGCGCUCUGGAGGCUCAGAGCUCUCGUGCUGGGAGUGCUCUCCCUCUCUCUUCUCUUUGUGAGAGAGCUUUCAGAUCAUGAAACGAGAUGAAAUUCACUCCUGUGUAGAGGACCAGCCCCACGUCUGUGUGCUGUUGGGCCUUCCACUGACAUCCUUGAAAUAGGACCAAGAUGACUUGUCCUCAACAGUACAUAACUUUUGGGCUCACUCCGCCGUGGAAAUCACUUCAUCUCACAUGGCUCAGGCAACAGAGCAUCAGGACUCCCCUGACUGCCUGAACUCCCAGAGGCAGCGCAAAUGUUUGGGAAGGAGAAGAGCUUACAUGAAUGUAAUUUGAUUUGCCUGAAAUGAGCCUCUGGGUUAGAGUAGAGAAGAACUCAACUCUACACUGUGAAAUGUGGCGGGAAGUGGGUCUGAACUUCUCAAUGAGCAUUCUUUGCUGAAAGUCAGUGUGAAGAGAUGGCUGCUUUGCUGUCCUUAUUCUUAAGAGAGAGGAUGUAUUUUAUUUUUUUUCUGUGCUUUCAUAUGUGUGCUGAAUCUCCACAAUCUCAGUGCUGUGGAGAGAAAGCAGUCCAGCAUAAAUUAUAGCGAUGUUCCUAGCCAAAACACUUGAACUGUACUUUCUGGUGAUGGUGCCCAUGUGCUGGGCAUUCCUUGGUGGUCGGGGACAGAACCAUGUCAGCUGGUGUCUCCUUGUGCAUCUGUUGGCUCUGCACAGAGCCAGCAUGGAUGUCAUUGUACUGCUCUCCAAAAGCCAAGGUCCCAGGGCUGGCUUGUCAAGGACACACCUAUCAGCCAGACAUCUGCAAGCCAAGGAGGGGGAAGACCCUAAGGACAGCUAAAUGAUGGUGCUUUCCCCAUGGACAUCAUAUGACUGACACGUGAGGAUGUGCUGUAUCUCCUCAAGAGUUUUGGAAAGCAAAGAGCCACCAGGGACAUCACUGCUCCACUUCUUUCACAGCAGCAUUCCUUCAGCUGGCAAUGGAGUGGCCCUUCUGAGAACAAGCUGGGUUUCUCUGGGUCCCCAAUGAGCUGCAUGGUUUCACUGCUCCCAGAUCCACUUGUGCAGAACCAGGUGCCAGCCCAUUCCUCCCCAUUGCACUGCCUCUGGCUGAGGCCUUGCAAGGCUCUGCUGAAGUUGGUCUCCAGCACCUUGACCCUUCCCAAAAGCAGCAGAGAGGCAUUUACAGCAGUAAAAGGCUGAGAAACUAAAAAGUCCCACAGCAUAGAGACACCUGUGAGCUUGUUGAAAAGUUUGACACUGGAACAUAUUUAAAGCAGUGGUGAUGUCUAAAGCUUUAAUUCCUGAUCUGAUGGAGGAAGAAACUGGUUUGCACACGGCUUGCUCAUUACUUGAACUGAUGGGUUUUAACAUAGCCUCUUGUCCUGGUUUUGUCUGGUAUAGAGUUAAUUUUCUUCCUAGUAGCUGAUACGGUACUGUAUUUUGAAUUUAGAAUAAGAAUAAUAUUGAUAACACACUGAUGUUUUAGUUGUUGCUGAGCAGUCAAGGAUUUUUCAGCUUCUCAGACUGGCCUGCUGAUGAGAAGGCAAGGCGUGCACAAGAGGCUGGGAGGGGACACAGCCGGGACAGCUGACCCCAACUGGCCAUGGGGAUAUUACAUACCAUAUGAUGUCAUGCUCAGUAUAUACAGCUGGGGGAAGCUGUCUGAGGGCAAACACUGCUUGCAGACGGGCUGGGCAUUGGUCAGCGGGUGCUGAGCAAUUGCAUUGUGCAUCACUUGUUUUGUAUGUUCUUCUAUUAUUAUUACUCUCUCUUCCUUUGCUAUCCUAUUAAACUGUCUCUAUCUCAGCCCAUGAGGUUUUGUUGUUGAUUCUCUCCCUCAUCCCGCUGGGGUGGGGGUUGAGCAAGCAGCUGCAUGGUGCUUUGUUGCUGACUGGGGUUAAACCACAGCAACUCUAGAGUCUUUGUGUCAAGUGAGGAAUUUAUUUCUGCUGUUUUCUCACUGAAUUGGUAAUGCACACAGAAUUCUAUUUGUUUUAUUACACAAGCACCAUUACAUGAGCUGUGCAUUGGAAAUGGACUUACUGUUUCAAAAGGGAUUAAGAUGCUUUUGCCUAAUCUUUUAUUCUGUGCUCAGUAUUCAUUACACAGCAGUCACUAGUAUCUGAAAAAUAGUACAUUUUCAGAUUUCAAUUUUAGUUGUUGUAAUUAAUAGAAAAUUCGUUCACAGUUUAAGUGACUAGUGAGGUAGGGGCUAUCAUUGCCAUUCAAUGGCAUAGACUUUCAGUGGGAAUGAGAUGCUUAGCUCUUUCAGAAUGCUUGAAGAAUCUGCCUUUGUGUUUUUUGUUUACUACUGUUUUAUACAGCCCACAAGCAUAAAAAAAUAAUGAAACAGCCAAGUGAGGGGAAAAGAAUCAAGAAAAUGCAAAUUAUAUGGGGAAAAAAUAAUGUAUUAUUCUUACCUUAUAAAACUGAACUCUUAAAAUUAAUUUUACAGAUAUUAUCUUUGCUGCUUCAGCUGUUAUUUUCGUGAACAGAGACAAGCCUCUAGCAUUUCUUGUGCCUAGAAUUCGAUCUGCUUUAUGAAGGCUGGAGUAAUUCCAAGACUGUCCUCCAUACCAUUAUGGCCCGUUCUCAGUUGGCCUACAUCAUAUCUAGCCUUAAGUAGUCCCUGGUCUGCCCCACGUUGCUCAUUCCCUUGGGCUGUCAUGUAUUUAAUAGGCCUACUACAUGUCAAAUAUCCAACCUGAAAACAAGCCAAUGCAAGAGACGCUUCAACCUCCACCUUCAGUGGUGGAUGCAAAGUAUAGAUCCAGAAGGCAAGGCAAUAGUAUUUGGCUUCAAACUGAUUUUGAUAACGUUCACAUAGGAAAACAAUCUUCUCCUAGUGAUGCUGAGGCUGGAGGUGCACUGAAUGAUGACUGCGGUGUUAAUUGCUUUGUGGAGGCCUUGUUUUUCUGCGUGGUGCUUAUGGUUCAGACCUCACAAGCUCUGCCUUCCACAGGAGCUUUCUCCAUGGGCAGUUUGCAGGACUGGGUUCCUCUGCACAAGGCCGGGUGCAUGGGUGCGAAAUGCAGGUGCAGAGACACCCAGAGCACUCAGGGAUGUGCAGACAAAACGUGACAUGCAACAUCUUAACCGAGUCCGGAAGCUGUCAGGGGAAGAAAUGGUGAGAACCUGUGUUUGCUCCUGUUUAUGGCAGUGGCUGCGAGCUGGGUGGUUCUUGGCCAUCACUGCGUUGUCAGUGUCUUUUUUUGUCCGUGUGGCCCAUCUGUCUCAGGGUCAUCUUGAGACCUGUCAGGGUAGACCAAAUUGUUAAAGACUGGUAGAAAAAGAAGUGGCAGAAUAUCUUAAGUGUGAUGAAGGUAGUGGAAAGGCAGUAGGAAAGGCUGGCAAAUACAAUGGAAGUUUUUGUCCUUUUUUUUCCUAAAUAAGGCAAGAAUAAUCCUUAUCCUUUAAUAUCCUACUUUGUUUUACAUUGGAAUUAGAAAAUCUUUUCCAUUUGUUUUAAUUAUCUGCUGGCUCUAACUCUGCCUUUGAAAAGCAUUUUUACUAUGACAACCUUGGUCUCAUGGUGAGCAGUGCUAGGGAGAAACAGCUAAAGUACGGCUUUUAUCUUUCCCUGCAUGCAAUGUUUAAUCUUUCUAAUCUUUUAAUGUGAAUGUGCUUUCUCUGACUUUGUAAAUUGACAAGAUUAGCACCGUUUCUCCCAAAACAGCAGUUGAAAAACAUAUUUUGCUUAAACACAGCCCCAUUUCCACCAAACAAUGUGAAUUCUCCUAAGUGACCAAUUCCUUCUCAGUUAAACCUCUCUCUAAGGCUAACUUCCACUCGCUGACUUUAAUGACAACUCAACUUUUUUUAAGAACAGUUUGUAAAAAAGUAGAUUUUGCUAAUUCUUUUGUUCUGUUUUAUAAGAAAAAUACUCACUGUCUUGCCAAAUAAUAAUAAUAAUUAGUAAUAAUAAUAAUAAUAAUUCUAUGCAUUGUGUGAUUCGGUGAUGUUGCUGUUGAAAUUUUGCAUGUUUUCUAGGUGUUCUGACAUUUGUAUGUUUAUGUGGUACUUGUAAAAAUGCUAACCAUUGCUGCUAUAAUCACCACUAUUGUAGGUAACUGAGAACUGUACUACGAAGCUGUGCCAGUUAGCAGGUUUUUUUGUGUGUCAUGGUAAAACUGCGUUCUGCUGUUCAUUUCCCGUUUUAAGCCAGUAUUUAGUGCCUUCUGUAGAAGGAAUCAAUAUGUUGUGGUAGACAGGAGGUGCCAAACUUCUAAUAUCUUGUUCUGCACAGAUGAUCACUUACCAGCUUGAAGCUUAAAAAAAAGAAAGUAAAGAGAAAAAAAAAAAAAUGAACUCUCUGUCUUUCUUUACAGUGUCUUCUCAUUAAUUUUCGUUUGGAAAAAAAAAAGGCAAGCUUAAUAGAUUUGACAAGAAACCAUCUUCCCUAGCUACACCUCCUCCAGCAGCAGUCUGCCAACUGCGAAUGUGAGAGGUAUGAGGGAAUGCAUUGUACCCAAAUGUUCUGUCGGUAAUUGGUGCAGUAAUUAGCAAAACACGUUCAAGUCAUUGCAGAGCCUGCUAAAAUGCUGUUUACUGAAAGUAAUCCUCUGAUUAGCGUAAGAAACUGCUGUCUCUUGGAGCAGUUGUGAGCCUGCUCUUGCAAACAAGCGCCAGCCCAGUCAAGUGGUGGAUUCCAGUCCCUGUUCCUCAUCCGUUGAAGAUGCACGUUGCUGCCAAAUGGGACUUGGAUGAAAUUCAAGCCCAAGAUUUUUGGUCCCCUUCUUUCUAACUGCUUUCAUGGCAGACAAGCUCUGUUUAUCAAAAUUCUGACAUUUGUUUUCAGUUCCUUUUUGCACCCUCCGUUAGAAUAUGGCAGUAUAGCAAACACUCAACACACGUACAUGUUCAUUUUCAUUUUGAUGAGAUUUUGACAGACUGAACUCGUACCAUACUGUCGUCACACAACACAGAAAGGCAGGAGGGAAAUACAAGAUGUUCAUUUGCCUAGCGCGCUUCCCAGCCACCAGGCACGGUCAACUGUACCUAGAAUGGUCUUUAAAAUAGUAUUUUGUAUGGAAAAAAAAGACUAUCCUUUUUCCAUCUGUGCUAGGACCUGAAAGCCUAUUAUAUGUCUUGAAAAGACUUUUCAAAUAAGAAUAACAAGAUGCCAGAAAAACUGCGUGAAUAGGAAAAUUAGAGUGCAUUGAAUUGAUCCUUACAGGUACUGGUCUAAAUUCAUCUCUGUUCCUCAGCAAGACAAUUUACAGCCCUUGUGAUGUAAAAUACUUCCAAAAAAAAUAAAAAAGUUUAUGCCAAAAUUUUCAGUGUAGCUGCUCUUUUUUAUGAUACCCAAGACAUUUGGAAAAAGUAAUAUUAAACGAUGCAGCUCAGAACACACUGAAAAUCAUCCCAUGUAGUAGGUCACAAGACAGUCCUUCACAAAUCAAUGAAUUUGAAAACCCCAGUUGAAGGCCUAAGCCUUCCACUAGUGAUUAGGAUGCUUGGAAGGCUUUUGCAGCACCUCAGUUCCCAUCUCUUGGAGGGAAUCAUAGAAUCAUUUUGACUGGAAAAGACCCUCAAGGCCAUCGAGUCCAUAACCUAACCAUAACAUAACUCUGGCACUAGACCAUGUCCCUGAGAACCUCAUCUGCAGGUCUUUCAAACCCCUCCAGAGAUGGUGACUCCACCGCUUCCCUGGGCAGCCUGUUCCAGUGCCUGACAACCCUUUCAGGAAGAAUUUUUUCCUAAUAUCCAAUCUGAACCUCCUCUGGCGCAACCUGAGGCCAUUUCCUCUCGUCUUAUCACCUGUCACUGGGAGGAGAGACCAUCCCCCUCCAUGCUCCAACCUCCUUUCAGGUAGUUGCAGACAGUGAUAAGGUCUCCCCUCAGCCUCCUUUUCUCCAGGCUGAACAGCCCCAGUUCCCUCAGCUGCUCCUCACCAGACUUGUGCUCCAGACUGCUCACCAAAUUCAUUGCCCUUCUCUGAACUCUCUCCAGCACCUCAGUUUCUUUUCCUGUAGUGGGGGACCCAGAACUGAACACAGGAUUCCAGGUGGGGCCUCACCAAUGCUGAGUACAUGGGGAUGAUUACUGCCCUGGUCCUGCUGGCCACACUAUUUCUGACACAAAUACCGCUUUCUUCAGAAAUCUUGGGCCCUUUUAUUGUCAUUUAACAGCUGCUAGCUUCUUCAGGCUCCUUCUGCCAGAUCAGAAGCCAGCUUGGACCUUUUGCAAUGUGUUUUUUUGCCUGUCUAGUAGCCAUUUACACAUGAACACACGCUUCCACUGGUAUAACUGAAGAGUUCUGACUCGGCAGAACUUCUGCCUACGCAGCCCUAAUAUUAAAUAUGCAAGGCAGCAAUAUAUGGACUUAUUUCCUGCAUUUAUUCUAGUUGUGGCUAGAUCUGAGUCUCCAUGGUCCCACUGAAGGCACCAACUGUCUUACCAGCUGGUCAUCCUAGGUUCUUCUAUGUGUCGCCACAACUUGCAAACCAAAUGCACCAGAUUCAUGCAGCACAGCGGCUGCUUUUCCCCCAUCUUAUUCUCUUCUGUUUUGAAGCUUGGUAUAUCUGCAUUUUCUUUACCUUAGGUUUAAACAUCCUUUAUUUAGCACUUUGCACGCUGGAAUUGCAGUUGUGGCUCUCCAGGUGCAGACCUGGCACUAGGAUUUAUCCUGCUGCCUGUGACAUGUCAGGGUCUCUGCUGGCAUUUGCUCGCUUUUUUCACCAUGGUUCACUGGUUUCGAGAUGCAAACUGGCUGAUAGUAACGGUGUGCUGGUUUAGGUAACACCUUCCAACCACUGUGAUGCCUUCUGUGUGCGUGUUGUCAGUCCUGUAAUCGCUGUUGUAGUUAUUGCAUUUUGUUUGGAGUGCAUUAUAUUGCAGGACAAGGUUCUUAUCUUUGUUUGUUUGUUUUUGUUUAGGAAAGAAAAAGUAGCAUUUUAGGCUGUGCUGCUGAAAGGAGGCAGGAGAGAAUUAUCCAUCCAAACCCCUGUGGAAUUUGGGGACUCAGCUGUUUUUAGACCCCUUUGCAAGCCCCAGCUGUAAUCGGCUAUUUAAGGUGGAGAUCUCAGUCUGAGCAGUGCUACGUAUCUUCUACUUGGAAUACAUUUUUCUGUACACAGGGCACCUUCUUACACAGAUCUCUUGCCACUGCAUUUGGGAGAUCAUGUGUGCAAUAAUUCAUUAGGGAGAAGUAAUAUUUUUAUGCAUUUUAAUGCAUUAAGCUCUGCAAAUCUUGAGUAUCUGGGGGGAAAGAAGAGACUACUGGAUCAUUUUCUGAAGGUGUGAACAUAAUUGUCAACUAUAGCCCAUUUUCAGAGCCACCUGUUCAACCCCAUUGUCCUCUACCUUAUUUCUGGAGUUGCACUGGGACCUGAAGAAAAAUGAGCAACAAAAAGGCUUCACUACUGUUAAUGCGGAAAGAUUCCAUAACCUGCUUUUAGCUCCAGGUCCCCAGCUGGGUUUCCUGGGUUUCUGGGGCUGGUAAUCAUUUUACUUGUCAGCCAGAUAGGUUUUGACCCAUGUGGAUGCCAUGUUGCUAUUUCUGUAGUAUAUUUUUAAGAAGCAAACUUCAUACAGGGUAAUGUCCUUCACAGGUGAAAAUUAGUAUGGUCAGGAAAGCUGUCAUUUGUGCCAGUUGAGAACUGGUUUUUUGUGUUGUGCACCUUUUUUUGUUUUAAUUUUACUGUAAGACACUCUUCUUUAACAGGGAUGGAGUAAACAAAUGUAUGUUGUACUGCUCUCUGCCGCACUUCAGUCAGAUGUCUCCUUGAAAAAUGCUCUUUCAGUGUCUGAACACAAAAGUGCCCUCAAUAAGAAGAAAGCAGAACCAAGAGAUCUGGGUUUUUUGAAUAGCAUGUGUGUUUCGUCCCUUUCCCAAUUGACAGAUAAUUACACUUAUGAAAAGAAUAGGUUCAGUUGUGUGCUAAUUGGAGAAUGACAUUCACUUUCACUGAUCUGCAAGUUCCAGAUGUAUUCUGAUCUUUAUUGCACUUCAGGUCCAUUUUUAUUCCCUUAUGAUAAUCUUUAAGAACUCUGGUUCUGCUGCAUUAGAGAAUGAUUUCACUGUCUGUACAAUGUUUGCCACUAUUGUAGUAUGACUUUUUAUUUUUGCUUUUUGAAUUUUGUGUUGGUACAGCCUUAAACAUACAGAAUUAAAGGCCAUUUAAAAACAAUCAAGGUAGUCAUUGAUGUCUGUGAUAAAUGCAUGCUUUAUUCACGGUAUUUUGUCUAUAACUAGGUGUAGCAGCCAAGUCUCUUGUACUUAAUAAACUGUUUUCUGAAAA